Messenger RNA from Leptonychotes weddellii (Weddell seal), 1560 nucleotides. The record is from RefSeq and is a predicted model, not a curated record. NCBI's taxonomy places the organism in Eukaryota, Metazoa, Chordata, Mammalia, Carnivora, Phocidae.
UCUGGCCCUGGGCCUCAGAGGCCCGCCUGUAACGAGGUGGGCAGAGCUCGGCCACAGCACCUCCAGCUCCCAGCCCCGGGAAGGAGAGCGCAUCGUACCCAGCACGCACCCCGCCGCCCCGGGAAGGAGCGGUGGCGGGUCAAACCCUUGCCUCAGUGCGUCUCCCGCCCUGGCUACGGGACGGUGGGCAGAAUCAGGCCCCUCCGCUGGGAGGGGGCAUCAGGAUGGCUGAGCGGCUGGGCCCCCCCGGGCGGAAGGGGGUGUCCCGUCCCCCUCGCUGCCAGGCUCGGGGCUCCUGACUCUCAGCCCUCGCCCCAGCAGGAGAAAGACAGCCGCCCGAGCCCCCGCCCCAACCCCAGACCCACCCACGGCACCCCAGGGCGGGCCCUGCAGAGGUCCCGGGGCCAGCCGGGUGGCACGCGCUCCGACAGCGCCAUCGUGCACCAGGAGAUAACGGGCCAGGAGCGCCUCUUCCAGGGCGCCUUCCUGGGCAACGAGACGCGCAGCGUGGAGUUCAAGCGCGGCGGCGGCGAGUACCUGAGCCUGGCCUUCAAGCACCACCUGCGGCGCAACGUGUGCGCCUUCCUCAACAGCGAGGGCGGCAGCCUGUUCGUGGGCGUCGAGGACAGCGGCCUGGUGCAGGGCGUGCGCUGCAGCCACCACGACGAGGACCGCGUGCGCCUGCUCGUGGACUCCGUCCUGCAGGGCUUCCAGCCCCAGGUCUUCCCCGACGCCUACACGCUCUCCUUCAUCCCGGUGGUCAGCACCUCCGCCUCCGACGCGCCGCUCAAGGUGAUCCGCCUGAGCGUGCACGCCCCCAGGGCCCAGGCCGAGCCGCAGCUCUACGAGACCGACCAGGGGGAGGUGUUCCUGCGGCGGGACGGGAGCAUCCAGGGCCCGCUGUCCGGCCACGCCAUCCAGGAAUGGUGCAGGCAGAAGUGGGCGGCCAAGCUGAGCAAGCUGGAGCAGAGGCUCAAGGUGCUGACGGCGGAGAAGGAGCAACUGAGGCAGCAGCUGCAGCAGCCCGCGCCCGUCUCCUGCACGUGCUGCGUCCUGUGACGGCCCCGGCGCGCGGGCGGGCGACAGAGUGGCGCAGGGGAGGCCAGCUCCACUGGCAGAUGCGGGACUGCCUGUGUGAGCCCAAGUCCUCGCCCUGAAAGCCAUCUGGGCUGCUCGGAGGUGGAUGGGAGCGCAGCCGUCCACGCUCCUUCAACAACAGCCCGAGGGCAGGCUUCAAUCCUGAGCAGACCCCGGACUUUGGAGCUGAGGAACUGCUCUUAGCCUGAGCCCCCAGGAACCUUACUUCCAGAAAGAACUGCUAAAAACUCGGCCAGAGCCAUCCCAGGGCCAAGCUGUGAGGGACUGCCCUACUCCCUCAGACGCUCAUUUUGCCCGGGCUGGGGUCUCUGACCCCAGCGGCGAGACGGGCCAGAAAGGAACGUGUCCUCUUCGGAAAGCCUUUCUGCCAAUGGCAAGGCACACUCAGUCACCGGGCACCCGACCCUGGGCUUGCUGGAACUUGUGAUUGUCCCAGCUCUUGAAUAAAUUACAUGCACCUGG